Messenger RNA from Leptomonas pyrrhocoris, 4239 nucleotides. RefSeq names its product protein phosphatase 2C-like protein. Gene Ontology annotation, biological process: protein dephosphorylation. The transcript has a single exon. Bases 1147 to 4239 code for a protein of 1030 amino acids. Lineage: Eukaryota; Euglenozoa; Kinetoplastea; Trypanosomatida; Trypanosomatidae. Gene Ontology annotation, molecular function: protein serine/threonine phosphatase activity. The record is from RefSeq and is a predicted model, not a curated record.
GCAGAGAUAUCAACAAAACGACCGAAAGAAGGGGAGCCUGCUUCGCCUUCUCUGCGCUCUCUCUCUCUCCCUCUCCUUGUCUCAAACAUCUUACACGACGUGCGCACACGGCGACUUGAUUCAAGUGCUGUGUCGUUGGUCGCUGUAAGUGGACCAAAAAUCUCGUGUAUGUAUAUUAGUUGUGUUUGAUAUUUUUAUUAUUCCCCCACAAAACUGUAGAGGACUACGUCUCUUACAUGUUAAUCUUUACCUGUUCGCCCCACCUACGCUGCUUUUAUUUUUUUCCUUUUCCCUUUUUCUUUUCUUGUUGUGUGUGUGUGUGUGUGUGUGAACUGACGUUGUUUCAGCAAAGGAAAACGACAGCCUUCGUAUAAUUCCCUUCUUACGUGUGUGUGUGUGUGUUUCUGGGUGUUUGCAUUCGUAUUUGCUGAACAACAAACGCGGAGGGAGAAGAGAAAAGCCAAAGUAACGAAACGCGAAGGACUCGCGACCUAACACUCCCCCGUGUAUUUGUGUAUAAAAGUAUAGAAAGACGCAUCUGUGUGGGCACGCCUUUUGGGCAGCUGGUUUUUGCCGUUUUUUUCCGGCUUGUUUGUUUUCUCUUCUUUCCCUGAGCCGCACGAGACGAGGCAGCAAGCCCGCUUCUAUUGUAUCUUCUUUUUUUCUUUCUCUUUUGUUUUGUUGCUGUUGUUGCUAGGGAGCGUAACGCGUUCUUUCUCUCUCUCUCUCGCCUUGCAGAGCCACGUUUGGCCGCACACACCUACACCAACAUAACAAGCAAAAAAAAAAAUAGUAAUAAGGAUACCAGUGAAGCAUAUCUGUAUAUAUCUAAACGAGAGAGCGAGAGAAGCCCAAUUGGAGCUGGCGAAGAGUCCCCUCUGCAUUUUGCGCUGCCUUCUUCCACCGUUCUUUUUCUUUUCUUUUUUCGCGUGUCUUUGUAGCGUGUAUAUUGUGUUGGUGGUUGUGUCGAACCCAAAGUUGUAGCUCGCCGGCUCGCUCUCCUUUUAUCUUUAUCCAAAGAAAAAAGAGAAAAUCCUUUUACAACCAAACUCCACCCUUUUCAUUGAAAUUUUUUUUUCUUCUUUGCUCUUCUUUUUUAUAGAAACCAAACUGCGAACGUAAUUACCCUCUCUCUCUCUAGCCGUCAUGGUACGUAAAGCCGGCCUCAAGGCGGGACCAAAAUCUAGCGCAGCCACGUCCACCACUAGCGGCAAUUCGCGGCCCAACGCCGCGGCGGUUGGUGGAGGUAACGGUGGUCAGCGACGUGGUAGCCGCACCAAUGAACUACAAAACGCGGCCCAGCGUGCAACGUUACUCUUCCAAGUCUACGACUCCGCCGCUGCGUCGGUGCUCGCGGACCCGUCGGGGCAGCUCCCCUCUCCGCCGCCGCCGUCGCUUGCGACGCUGAGCGGGGCCGGUGGGGGACGCGGUGGUGGUGGUGGUGGCAGCGGGGCGGUCUCUGCUGCUGCCGCCGCGCGUGCAGGCAAGGCCAGUAACGGGUCGUCGCCUCGGACAAACGCAUGCGACGAACUCAGCAGCGGCAACACCAAUAGUCACCAUCACCACGGCAGCAACCAUACCAACAGCAAUAACCGCAAGGAGAGGCAUUCCGGGUCGCCACAUAAGCUGAGCGGGGAUGCCACCGCCUUACCGGCGCGUGGGUCGGCCGGGAUGACGGACACCCCGGCGGCGAUGGGGGCGGUAGCGCCACCUCCGUCUCGCAGCAGCGACGACACCGUGUUGCCGCGCCCCUACGCAACAGGAGGCAGCUACGUGAAUGAAAUUCCGCGACUGAGUGUGUCGGAGCCGCUGCCGAAAACGAACACCACGACGGUCGUCUCCGCGGCGUCCCACAGCAGGCGGGUGAGUAAGAAGUCCGGCGAGGCGCAAGGGUCGAAGCAAAAGUCGAGCAGCCGCAGCCUGCCGCGUAAGUCCUCGCAGCUGAGCUCGGACAGCGGCGACAGUAAUCGCAGCGGACGGCCGCGCGCGCUGUCCCUCCCCCGCACCCGCGAGAGCGUCGGGGAAGUGCUACCGCGCCUUCGACCCGUGCGGACAAGCAGUGACAAUGCGGAUAUGAAUUGCAAGAACAUCGGCGACGCGCUGGGCGCCGGCUCCAGUCCGGGCCGCCCACGCGGCGCCCCCGGUGACUCCCAGCGGCUCCUGUCCUUUCCAAGCGCGAAUGCGGGGUCGCUCUCGCCGAAUACCGCCGGGAGUGCGGCAGCGGGCGGUCCGGCCGGCAGGUCGGCGCCGGGAGAUCCCGAGGUGGGCGAGCUGCGGGAGGUGUUGAGUGCGCCGCCGACCAUGUUCUCUUCCUUCACGACGAGCACCUCGCCCCAGCAGAUGCUGCACCGCAACCGCGACCGCAACGGCGGGGCGCGUCCGCGUGAACUCGCGGAGUUGCCAGUGGAGUUGGAGGCGCUGUCGGAGGGCGGCGGUGAUCGCGGUGGGGGUGCAGCGGUGGGUGCCGUUGCACGCCGGCACAGCAACGGUCUGCUAACGCGCUCGGUGAACGCCAAGGUCCCCACUCCGCCACCGUUUCCCUUACCGGAGAAGGAUUCCACCAAGAAGGGUAAAACAGCGCCGCUAGACGACAAGUACGAAAACUUCGACGAUGCCGACGACGAAAUCUGGGGCGACCCAGAGACGAGCCAGACGGACCCAACGGGGCACAUGUUUAGCAGCACGCAGCUUCUCUCCAGUCUCCGGCCGAAUCCACGGAGUGACGCGGCGGUGGCGGCGGCGGGUGGUGGAACUCCAGCGGUGCCGUCACACGCUGCUCGUCCGCAGCCGUCUCGCCCCGCCGCACGGGACGCCUCCGCGGGUGCGUGUGCAGCGUCGCCGACGUACAAGUUCAACGUCGUGCUGAGCAGCGGCAAGACGGGGACGAUACCGAUUUCGCCGAUCGCCGGCAGCGGCUGCGUGCAGGGGAUGCGCCCAACCAUGGAAGACGCGCACUUCAUCGAGCUCAACGCGACGCACGUGCGCGGGCAGCCGCUGUCGUUGAUGGCGGUGCUGGACGGUCACUGCGGCCGGCACGUGGCGGACCUCGGGGCGAAGUGGCUGCCUUAUUUCGUUCUGCACCACCCUGCGCUUGGCGAGAACAACGCCCUCGCGCUUGUGGAGUCGAUCCUCCAAACCGAUCGCGAGAUUUUCCACAUAUUGCAGGCGAAGAAGCGCGAGCUGGAGCAGCAACGCAAGUCGGGGCGUAACACCGGCCGUCGUCGACGCGAUAUGUACGAGGAGAUGCUGGAUGAGACAACGGGUGCGAAUGGCGGCUCGACGCUGAUCACGGCGGCGGUGUGCGGCCGCAUGUUGUACGUCGCCUGCCUCGGCGAUGCGAGGGCCGUGCUCUACGACGGGCAGACGACCAUUGCCAUGAGCGAGGACCACAAGCCCGGCAACACGGACGAGACACGUCGCAUUGCGAAGUGCGGCGGUUUUGUGCAGUUCGGCCGCGUCUGUGGCAUUUUGGCGGUGAGCCGCGCCUUGGGCGACUUCGAGUUCAAAUUUCAGCCCUCGUCGACGUCGGACGAGGAGGGCUUGCUGACGGACUUUCCUUUCGGUUUGCAGCGGGAAGGAGAUAGCGCCGCCGCAGCAGCAGCAGCGGCGCCGCCUCCCCCACCGCCACCGCCGCCUCCCUCUGCGUCUCCAGCGAGUACCUCUCCCCCGAAUUCGCAGACAAACCGCCGCUUUAUCUCGAACCGUGAUUUAAUGGUGAGUAACGUGGCCGAUGUGCGGCAGCUGAACCUCACCGACGCGUCGGCAUUUUUGCUGCUCGCCUGCGAUGGCCUGUGGGAUGUAUUAAGCAACGAGGAGGCGACGGAGUUCGUGCGCGACUUCUUGAGUUACACACCGGAUGUGUGCGACCCCCGCAUCCUCUCCGGGGAGAGGCCGCGUCCCUCGCCCGAGGCGAUUCGGCGGGUGCUGAACAACUGCUGCCAGAAGCUGACGGAGUUCGCGGUGGACCGCGGCAGCAUGGACAACGUCUCGGCGAUGGUACUGUUCUUCCACGACGUCGUGGACACGGUGGCGCGCUUCAAUGGGCGGCAGUCCGCCUCGCGGGAGAGCCGCAGCAGCAACAACAGCGGCGCGACGGGCAGGGAAAAUUCGCGUGGUUUGCGUGGGCGUCCGGGGCAGGGCCGCGGCUCCACGCAGUCGUCGCUGCCUUCGCCUCCGGCCUUUGAACUCACAAAUAAUCAGGUGAAGGUGCGCAAUGGCCGUGUUGUUUCCCGACGCUAA